AUGGACGUUCAAGGUCACUACGAACCGCUACCGAGACGUCUGGGACCAGAUGGCUUCAGGCUUCUCGACCUACAGCCUGGGCAGCCAGGAGAUCCAGUAUCCUGUCGACUUCGCACCGUCCUGCUACCAGACCAUCGUGACAAGACCCGACCUGUGGCUUCUGAGGCUGUGAGCUAUGCCUGGGGACCAGAACAACCUCAGUUUCCCAUCCGCUUGAACGCCCAGCCUCUCUACGUCCGGGAGAAUCUAUGGCGGUUCUUGCGGCAGCGGAGGCAUCCUACCCAGGGUAUUACGCUCUGGAUAGACGCCCUCUGCAUAGACCAGUCUGACCCCGACGAGAGAGCUCGUCAAGUCCAGUUGAUGGACGAGAUCUACAAGGGUGCUGAUCGUGUUCUGGUCUGGCUCGGCGUAGCCGAUGCCGAUAGCCUGACGGCAAUCAAUGUGAUGAAGAUCGUCGCUGAGAGAACUCUGACUGUGGCCAGAGUUACACAUUCAGACCGACAGGCCUCGUAG
Molecule: messenger RNA, 513 nt
Organism: Saxophila tyrrhenica
Lineage: Eukaryota; Fungi; Ascomycota; Dothideomycetes; Mycosphaerellales; Extremaceae
Exons: 1
Coding region: 1-513 (170 amino acids)
Source: RefSeq, a predicted model, not a curated record